AUGUGUGGCAGCGAAACAUCACGACCAGUCCUCGGCGGCACAAUCGCUAUCCUGAAGUCUCUCGGAGAAUCGACUCUACCAGACCUAUCAUUGCUAUUUCACCAAGACGAGGCUUCUACGACGACAGCAACAUUUCAAUCGUCGUCUGUGCCAGUCACGGCGGAUGCAGAUCUGAGUAGUUGUCAGAUUGUCAUAUUCCGCGACGGAGAUCUUAGAGCUCCGGCACCCACGACAUCGAUAUUACAUGUAUUCCCGCUGUCGACGAGCACAUCGCAAUCAUUCAGCUUGCCGAGGAAGCUUGACCUAGGCGUCGGUGGUGAGGGUGUGAUUGGAAGAAGAGUUGGACUCGUCAGGCAGACUCAAGUGCUGAGACAAGGCAUUAUCGGAUACAACUGA
This is a messenger RNA of Aureobasidium subglaciale EXF-2481, 396 nucleotides long. RefSeq lists its product as uncharacterized. The transcript is spliced from 2 exons. NCBI's taxonomy places the organism in Eukaryota, Fungi, Ascomycota, Dothideomycetes, Dothideales, Saccotheciaceae. The coding region runs from base 1 to 396 and encodes 131 amino acids. The record is from RefSeq and is a predicted model, not a curated record.